AAUUGCCAAGUGCCAACAGCUGAAAAGCCCAGAGGUUUUAUCUUCAACUGAAAAAUACCCAAUUGCUUGCAUUUUAGCAACCAAUAUCUUCUCUUUCUCUCUCCUCUCCUUAACACAGAGUGACCACUGAUUCUGAAGAAGCUCCAACAAUGGCGAUGCCAGUAGUUAACACAGAGUACCUUAAAGAAAUCGACAAAGCUCGUCGCGAUCUUCGCGCACUCAUCUCUAAUCGCAAUUGCGCUCCUAUUAUGCUCCGCCUCGCGUGGCAUGAUGCAGGGACGUAUUGCGCCAAGACCAAGACUGGUGGUCCGAAUGCUUCCAUUCGGAAUGAUGAAGAGUGCGCUCAUGGUGCUAAUAAUGGUUUGAAGAAAGCUAUUGAUUGGUGUGAGGAGGUGAAGUCUAAACACCCAAAAAUUACUUAUGCAGACCUCUAUCAGCUUGCUGGCGUUGUUGCAGUCGAGGUCACCGGAGGACCUACUGUUGACUUUGUUCCUGGUAGAAAGGACUCAAAUGUGUGUCCCAAAGAAGGACGACUUCCAGAUGCCAAACAAGGUGCACCACAUUUGAGGGACAUAUUCUAUAGGAUGGGUCUCACUGACAAAGACAUUGUGGCCCUGUCCGGGGGUCAUACCCUGGGAAGGGCACAUCCAGAGAGGUCAGGCUUUGAUGGCCCAUGGACCCAGGAUCCGCUCAAGUUUGAUAACUCCUAUUUUCUGGAGCUAUUAAAAGGAGAAUCAGAAGGACUGUUGCAACUUCCUACUGAUAAAACUUUGGUGGAGGAUCCUGCAUUUCGCCCUUUUGUGGAUCUGUAUGCUAAGGAUGAGGAGGCCUUCUUCCGGGACUAUGCUGCCUCACACAAGAAACUUUCAGAACUAGGAUUUACUCCUAGUAUUGGGGCCAAGUCUCCCAAGGACAGCACUGUAUUGGCCCAGAGUGCUGUUGGAGUUGCAGUUGCUGCAGCAGUAGUCAUUCUGAGCUACAUCUAUGAAGCUCGUAAGCGUGUGUAGAAGAGAGAUUAUACAAGUAAACACCAUUCAUAUCCAUUACAUAUAGUCUGUAUGAAUUAGUUACAUCAUGUAUUCCAAGUUUAUUGCUUAUACUGUUUUUCACAGCUAGCCAUCUAGGUAUAUAUACAACCUUACCAGCUAAUGUUAUUUCUACCUUAAAUGAUGAACUGUUAGAUUUUACAAUAAGAGUAAAAUAAGUUUGCUUUGGGGCUCCUGUACUA
This is a messenger RNA of Beta vulgaris subsp. vulgaris (sugar beet), 1228 nucleotides long. Its product is annotated as L-ascorbate peroxidase 3. Gene Ontology annotation, molecular function: heme binding; peroxidase activity. The coding region runs from base 150 to 1007 and encodes 285 amino acids. Gene Ontology annotation, biological process: hydrogen peroxide catabolic process; response to reactive oxygen species; cellular response to oxidative stress. The record is from RefSeq and is a predicted model, not a curated record. The transcript has 9 exons. NCBI's taxonomy places the organism in Eukaryota, Viridiplantae, Streptophyta, Magnoliopsida, Caryophyllales, Amaranthaceae.